Messenger RNA from Aedes aegypti (yellow fever mosquito), 2616 nucleotides. RefSeq names its product glycoprotein-N-acetylgalactosamine 3-beta-galactosyltransferase 1 (gene C1GalTA). Gene Ontology annotation, cellular component: membrane. The record is from RefSeq and is a predicted model, not a curated record. Lineage: Eukaryota; Metazoa; Arthropoda; Insecta; Diptera; Culicidae. The transcript has 7 exons. Gene Ontology annotation, molecular function: N-acetylgalactosaminide beta-1,3-galactosyltransferase activity. The coding region runs from base 1120 to 2313 and encodes 397 amino acids.
AGUCGUGUUCCAAAAAUCCAAAGCCAGCCAGACUCUGAAACAACAAGCUCUCGCAUUUAUCAACAAAGUGCAAAAUUCUUAAAUUUUUAUCUGAUUUCGGGUGUUUUUAGUGUUAGGCUCAAUAUUUUGUGAGACCUUAGAUCAUGUGAGUGAUGAGGUGCAUAAAUAUGGUUUGGUCACAGUGAAGGAAGCUGUCUAAAACGUCGAUUUUGAGCCGAUUCCAGGCUGUGUUCCAAAACAAGCUACAGGCCGGAGGAAAAUUGUGCGCAUUGGUGUUUUGAUUAAAAUCAAUUGCCUGGAUUAACAAAAUUGCCGAUCUCCGAGAGCGUUAAUUCCUUGUCUACAACAUACAAACCAAAGGGAUAAAGUUACUAAACAUCACCUGUGACCAAAAAAAAAAACACGUCUAGUUAAACGCCGUUACUGAUACAUCAAUUAUCGUUACAUAGCGUGCAAUCUAGAAUUGCUGACAAAAUACUCAAAAUACUCCCAACAACACCCUCGCGAUUAGCAAGCCUUCGUAGGCGAUUCUAGUCAACGAACCGUAACCUAUCACUGCACCAUCCAAACCUUUGUCCGAUGAAUGGAGAGAGAUGACGGCGAUGGUCAUUAUGCCGAUAUAGUAUAAAACCAAACGAACAGUAGAACAAAACCGCGACAACUGAUUUUUGAUGAGCUCUGGAUUGCAAAAUAAAAGAGAUCGACUUACGUGUGGUGUCCGGACAGCGUACGACUUAAUUCACUUCCGGAAAACGUUCUAACGGGUAAUGGAGGGGGAACUAAUACACGUGACGCACUCAUAUGGGACACAACUGUCGACCAAGUGAUUUGGAGUGGUUUAGUUAUUUGCCGGUAAUCUUGUGGAACUGUAACAAUUACUCAAACAACCGAGAGACGGGUAGGGCUAAACCGAGAAAGCUAAUCUGCCGUUUCAGUGUCGAGAGUGUGUGGUUCGAGAUUCCGAACCAGUGAUAAAUGUGAGAUUAGAAAAUGUACCUGACCAACGAGAAGGAUAGUUUGGUCGUUUAGCCGCGCUGCAAAACAAGCUGGUUGAUAUUAUUAUACGUUAGGAUAAUUGCAUCACAAGUGAAAUAAGUUAGCUACAACUUUGUCGUCGCAAUGAAAAUCAUGGAAUUGGGUGGACGCAGUCAUAGCCAUCCCCGGACGUUGGUUACGCUUAUAUUUGGCACAGUGCUCGGAUUUGUGUUCGCCACUUUGAUCACCUCCAGCACCAAUCGAGCUCCGUGGCUACCGGAAUAUUACCACUCCAGGGAAGCUCCGGCGAUAGUAAGUGAUCCACAUACGGGCCAUGAGCUGAAGGGUGCCGAAGGUCCCGAACAGGAAGUCGGCAAUCACGCUUCCCACGAGGAAGUACACGCCCAUGAGAAUUCAUCGCUGGCGAAUCAACUGUAUCGGGAGGUACGGGUACUAUGCUGGAUCAUGACAAAUCCCAGUAAUCACAAAGCGAAAGCUCUGCACGUUAAGCGCACGUGGGGCUCACGGUGCAAUAAGUUGCUGUUUAUGAGCUCAAAGACUGACCCGCUUCUAAAUAGCAUCGCUCUGCCAGUGAAAGAAGGUCGCAAUAAUCUGUGGGCGAAAACCAAGGAAGCAUUCAAGUACAUCUACCAGCAUCAUCUCGACGAUGCCGAUUGGUUCAUCAAGGCUGAUGACGACACUUACGUUGUGAUGGAAAAUCUUCGAUACAUGCUGUAUCCAUACUCACCCAGCUUUCCAAUAUACUUUGGGUGUAAAUUCAAACCGUUCGUAAAGCAGGGCUACAUGUCCGGUGGCGCCGGCUACGUGCUUAGCAAAGCGGCUGUGAAACGAUUUGUGGAAGAGGCCAUUCCGAACAAAAACUGUCGGCAGGAUCACGAUGGUGCCGAAGAUGUGGAAAUGGGUAAAUGCAUGGAAUUGGUAAAAGUUCUGGCUGGUGAUUCAAGAGACUCUCUAGGAAGAGGUCGAUUCUUCCCGUUUGUACCUGAGCAUCAUCUGAUACCGAAUCACGUAGAUAAAGAUUUCUGGUACUGGAAGUACAUCUACUACAAGACAGACGAGGGGCUGGAUUGCUGCUCGGAUAAUGCAAUCUCGUUCCACUACGUCUCGCCCAAUCAGAUGUACGUGCUGGACUAUCUGGUCUACCAUCUGCGGCCAUACGGUAUCGUAGGUCACUCUCAACCUUUACCGAACAAGCUCUCCCUGACGGACAUCGUCCAUUCGGAUGAUCUAAGCAAAACUACCGAGCGACCCCAAAUGGACAAGGACUCCAGCCCGACUGAUGACAAACAGGUGUCCAACAAUCUUUUGCUGGAUUAGUACUAGUUGAAACAGCGUUCUUUAAUAGUAAGGUGAGAAGUAUGUGAUUGACAAAUGUGCUGUCGAGUGUUUGGGUUUGUGCGAUUUUAUUUCAACACCUAGUAGUCCGUACAAAGUAACGAUUUGUAGGCAUUUUUGAAAUUAUAAUCUUCAUCCGCCAUAUUAAGUAGUUGCCGCAGAGCAGAAAUACCAAAGUUUUUAGCGUAAGUCAUAAUCCUAUUAUAUGAAACGCCUCUUAUUCCGCUGGGAACUAUGUUUAACGAAUCUCGGAAUAAAGUGAUGACAUGAUGUGUUUUAAACCUA